Messenger RNA from Erinaceus europaeus (western European hedgehog), 2399 nucleotides. It is a transcript of the gene TCF3, whose product is annotated as transcription factor 3. Gene Ontology annotation, molecular function: RNA polymerase II cis-regulatory region sequence-specific DNA binding; protein dimerization activity; DNA-binding transcription factor activity, RNA polymerase II-specific. Bases 189 to 1943 code for a protein of 584 amino acids. Gene Ontology annotation, biological process: immunoglobulin V(D)J recombination; regulation of transcription by RNA polymerase II. The transcript is spliced from 18 exons. The record is from RefSeq and is a predicted model, not a curated record. Gene Ontology annotation, cellular component: transcription regulator complex. NCBI's taxonomy places the organism in Eukaryota, Metazoa, Chordata, Mammalia, Eulipotyphla, Erinaceidae.
GCGGGGAGGGCGGGCGGGCAGGCGGCCGGGGGCCUCGGCGUCUCGGCCCCCGCGCCCCCUCGGGGGGCCCCGCCAGCGCCCCUUUGUCCGGGGGGGGGGCCCGUGCAUGCCGCCGCCCCCGGCGCCGCGGGCCGAGCAGGGCCGUGCAGCCUGAGGGCCGCCGCCGCCGCUGCCGCCGCCCGCCCCGCAUGGACCCGCCGCAGAGGAUGGCGGCCGCGGGCUCGGACAAGGAGCUGAGCGACCUGCUGGACUUCAGCGCGAUGUUCCCGCUGCCUGUGCCCAACAGCAAGGGCCGGCCGGCCCCCCAGUUCGGAAGCUCAGGCCUGGAGGACCGCUCCCCCCCGGGCUCCUGGGACCCCAGCGACCAGAACAGCUCUUCCUCCUUCCAUGGCGGCCGGGCCUAUGGUGACGGCGCCCCCUUCGGGGGAGAAGCCCAGGGUGGGCUCCCCGCCCCCACGUUCCUGGGCAGCGCGAUCGCAGGCAAGGCCGGCGAGCGGGGGUACCCCGGCUUCGGGAGAGAUCCUGGCGGUGGGGCUGGCGGCGGCCUGGCUCAGGCUGGCUUCCUGCCAGGUGAGCUGGGCCUGAGCACCCCGGGGUCCCUGUCCCCCUCCUCUGGUGUGAAUGGGAGGGCCCAGUACUUCGCCUCCUUCCCCGGACAGCCCCGACGCAGAGCUGCAGAUGGCGGUCUUGACCCACAGCCCAAGAAGGUUCGGAAGGUUCCUCCCGGUCUCCCCUCCUCCGUAUACCCUCCCAGCUUAGGCCAGGACUUCGGCAGGGACGCCGCCUACCCCUCCACCAAGCCCCCCAGCAGUGCCUACCCCGCCCCCUUCUACGUGGCAGACGGCAGCCUGCACCCCUCGGCCGAGCUCUGGAGCCCCCCGGGUCAGGCGGGCUUCGGACCCAUGCUGGGGGAGGGGUCCUCGCCGCUGCACCUUGCACCUGGGGCCCCCACGGGGGGCAGCUUCCCCAGCCUGCACCAGCACGAGCACGUGGCCUACGAGGUGAGCGGGCCCCUCCCCGCGGCCGCCUUCCCCCCCAGCGCCUACGCCAACCUCGCACACACGCCCCCCGUCAGCGGGCCCGACGGGCUCCUGGGUGUCCGCGGGGGCGCGGCCAGCAGCUCCGGGGACGCCCUUGGCAAGGCUCUGGCCUCGAUCUACCCCCCCGACCACUCCAGCAGUAACUUCUCGUCCAGCCCCUCCCCUCCCGUGGGGUCCCCGCACGGCCUGCCAGGGACCUCCCAGUGGCCUCGAGCAGGAGCCCCUGGUGCCUUAUCUCCUAGCUACGAGGGGGGGCUGCACGGCCUGAGCAAGCUGGAGGACCGCCUGGAGGAGGCCAUCCACGUUCUCCGCAGCCACGCCGUGGGCUCCUCUGCCGACGCCCCCGGGUUGCUGGGCGCCGGCCUGUCGGGGGGGGACGGGCAGCUGCACCCCCCUAGCGCACUGCCUCCCGACGCCUACGGCCGACUGGGGCCCCCGGGUGACAUCAAGCGGGAGGAGAAAGAGGAUGAGGAGAACCUGGGGGCCGACCCCUCGGACGAGGAGCGCAGGGGCCUGAAGGCGCGGCCCCGAAGCAGCACGGACGAGGCACCGGGCCCCGAGGAGAAGGACGUGCGGGACCGGGAGCGCCGCAUGGCCAACAACGCCCGGGAGCGCGUGCGCGUGCGCGACAUCAACGAGGCCUUCCGGGAGCUGGGCCGCAUGUGCCAGCUGCACCUCAAGUCGGACAAGGCGCAGACCAAGCUGCUGAUCCUGCAGCAGGCCGUGCAGGUCAUCCUGGGCCUGGAGCAGCAGGUGCGAGAGCGGAACCUGAACCCCAAAGCCGCCUGCCUGAAACGCCGCGAGGAAGAAAAGGUGUCCGGCGUGGUGGGGGACCCCCAGAUGGUGCUGUCGGCCCCCCACCCAGGCUUGGGGGAUGCCCACAACCCUCCGGGGCACCUGUGAAGCCCCCACCUCCCCGGCCCCGUGGGUGCCCGCGUCCCCCUUCCGACCCCAGACUGGCUCCAAAGCCCAGGGCCCCCACCCCCCUUUUUUUUGUAAGCAGACCCCGAGAAGAGUGAGAAAGAAACACUUUGUCCACAACGGCAAACGUGCCUUAACUACGGAUGAUGGAUCGCGUGAGAUGGGGGCGCCACAGGCGGGGGAGGUGGGGUCGCCCCCCCCCAGCCCCCGGGAGCCACCAGCUAGCUAGCUACCUGUGCCUACACAAACUAUUUUUUUUAAGAAAAGAAGAAAAAUAACGAUAAAAGAUGUUAGCGAUGAAUUUUUUUUUUAACUUAGGAGGAAAAGUAGAGGGUGUCUCUUCUGUUUUUUGUUUUUCUUUGUCCUGAAGCUUCUUUUGCAUCUGUUUUGUAAGCAAAACCUGUUUUUUGUAUAAAAGUGUCGUGUCUCUUGCUACUA